AGAGUAUAGUAAUCAAAGUCAGCUGUUAUACGCAUAACAAUUUAAGUGGCAGAAUUUUUUCAUUGUUAUUUCACAAAAAGUAUAGAAUAAAUUAAAAAUUAAUUAAAUAAAUUUGUGCAAAAUAUAAAAUAGAAUAAAAUUGUUUAAAAUUUCGAAGGAAAAAGCAAGUUUUUUAUAAAGAAAGUUAUAAAAAUAAAAGUGUUAUAAUAAAAAAAAGUAAAUAAAACGAAAGAGUACAAAAUCCAAGGGGAAUUAAAGCAUGUUGUUAUAAUAAUAAUACACUGUGAGAAUUAGGUUAUUUAAGUGAUAAAAUACACUGUAAAUACUUAAAUUAAGGGUUAAUAGACUGUUAGUAAUAUACAAGUGAUAUAUUUAUCAUAACUUUUCAUUUUAUUGGUGUUACUAGAUUUAUUAUGAUUUGUUUUUACUCUGCCAUUCUCUAACUCAUUUACAUAUAAUUUUGGUUUGUAAGAAGAAUAAUAUUUAUUGAUAAUUGUAUAUAAUCUACUAAAAAGCAACAAAUAUCUACUUAUUGGCUGAAAAGAAAGAAAAUAAUAAAUAUUAUUCUAUUAUUGAUUUAUAAUUACGAAAUAGUAUAAAACAAUUCAAUUAUAAAUGUCGUCUAGUCUAAAGUAUGUUGGUUUAACAGUUUUAAGAUCAACAAAUUUCAAAACAACAACAAGUUUAUCAAUUACUACUAAAUUAACCGCCACCGCAACAACAACAACGACACGCAAUUAUCAUUUACUCUCUGCUAUUGAUCUAAAUAAUUGGAGAACCCCAACUCAACAGCAACAACAAAAAUUACCUCAAACAGCUGUCAAAAAUACUUCCUUAUUAAAACUAAUAAACAAAAUAGAUAAAACCUGCCUGCCAUUAAGUACUUUUCAUAAAUAUAAAAACAUAAUGGAUGCUCCGCCUGGCUUAUUUAAGGGUUCUUUGGAUCGUUUUAAUGGCAUCACUGUAGAUUCUGCUGUAGAAUUUAAUCCAGAGGAUAAUUUUGCUGAAAAAUUAGAAAAAUCUUUGGCCUAUUGGCAGGAACAGAAAAGACGUGCUAUUUGGUUUCAUGUUAAAACGGAACAUUCCGAAUGGGUGCCACAUUUAACCAAGAUGAAUUUCGAAUUUCAUCAUGCCAAAAACGGUAUGGUGGUCCUCAAUCGUUGGCUACCGGAGGAUGAAUACCCCAAUCUACCCGUUUAUUCGCAUACCAUGUUGGGCGUGGGAGGUCUAGUAGUGAAUGACAAAAAUGAAGUGCUCGUGGUAUCAGAACGUUUUGCCCUCAUACCCAACAGUUGGAAAUUGCCGGGAGGUUAUGCUGAGCCCCAUGAAAACAUAGUGGACGCCGCCAUACGUGAAGUACGCGAAGAGACAGGUGUAGAAAGUGUUUUCAACACUGUCAUUAGUAUGAGACAUGCUCACGGUGGACCCUUCGGUUGUUCCGAUAUCUAUUGUGUGGUGGCCCUAACACCUACUUCUUUGGAAUUGCAGCGCUGUGAACGUGAAAUAGCUAAAGUUAAGUGGAUGCCUUGCGAUGAGUACUUACAACAUCCCAAUGUUCAUGAGACCAAUAGACAUUUCCUAAGAUGUUUUCUGGAUUAUAAAAAACGUGGCAUACGUUUCACCUGUGAAUUGGCCCAACAUCAAAUAUUGAAAAAGGAAUAUUGUUUAUAUUACAUGAAGGCAAUUGAGGAGGGGGAGAGCGAGAAGAAUGGUAAACAGCAGGAUUCCCGGGAAUUGGACAAACUGUAACAUUUGUUAAGACAAAUUAUGUUUUAUGUUAUAACAUAAAUGUUUUUAAUAGCUGUAGAAAAAUGUUUUGUAAAAUAUUGCUAAAGAAAAGCUGUGCUUUUAUUUUAUAACUUUUAUAAAGGAAUUGUAAGUGAAAUUUGUUUAGCUAAAAAUUGUUUAUUAAAUUUGUAUAGUAAAUUUUAAAAAUGUGAAAAAAAAACAAAACUUUUAAUUUUUAUAAAUAAAACUAUAAAAUUGUUAUU
Messenger RNA from Lucilia sericata (common green bottle fly), 1991 nucleotides. Its product is annotated as nudix hydrolase 2. Bases 616 to 1749 code for a protein of 377 amino acids. The transcript is spliced from 5 exons. Gene Ontology annotation, molecular function: NAD binding; ADP-ribose diphosphatase activity; NADH pyrophosphatase activity. NCBI's taxonomy places the organism in Eukaryota, Metazoa, Arthropoda, Insecta, Diptera, Calliphoridae. The record is from RefSeq and is a predicted model, not a curated record.